Messenger RNA from Phragmites australis (common reed), 1090 nucleotides. RefSeq lists its product as uncharacterized. The record is from RefSeq and is a predicted model, not a curated record. The transcript is spliced from 5 exons. Gene Ontology annotation, cellular component: chloroplast. The coding region runs from base 98 to 967 and encodes 289 amino acids. NCBI's taxonomy places the organism in Eukaryota, Viridiplantae, Streptophyta, Magnoliopsida, Poales, Poaceae.
GUCUCUACUCUCUCCGCGCCGCCUGCUCCAGACCUCACCGGAAGCGGAACACCCGGAAAUAUCGAAGCGGACGCAGAAAACCUCCAGAGUCGCGACCAUGGCCGCCGCCGCCCUCCUCCUCCCGCCGCAGCUCGUGUCGCUAGCACGUCACCCCAAGCUUGCCCCCAGGUACAAGAAUCAACUUCUCCCGCUCGCUCCCAUCGGCCGCCGUGGCGCGAGGCUCAGGGCCGUCGGCAACCGCCCCGGCGCCGGGCUCGCCGACCAGACCACCGUCUACAACGGCGUCUACGGCCCCUGGACCGUCGAGGAGUCCGACGUCCGCGAGGUCUUGCUGUACCGCUCCGGGCUGGUCACCGCCGCCGCUUCCUUCGUGGCCGCGGCCUCCGCCGCGUUCCUUCCGGAGGGGAACGCCGCGGGCGAUGUCAUCAGGCAAAGCAUCGACCUUUUCUACGCCGCCGGCGCCGCGGGGCUGGGGCUGUCGCUGGUCCUGAUUCACAUCUACGUCACGCCAAUCAAGCGCUUCCUCCAGGCGCUGUGGGCGAUCGGAGUUCUUGGGUCGAUUGGGACUUACGUCGUCGGCGCGCAGCCUCUGGACGAGAGCUUGGUUCAGUACGUGCUGUUGCAUCCGGCCGCGCUGUGGUUCGUUGGGCCGACGUUUGCUGCACUAACAGGCCUCGUCUUUAAGGAAGGUUUGUGCUAUGGAAAAUUAGAAGCUGGCAUCUUAACUUUUGUUAUCCCUGGGCUUCUUCUUGGACACCUGUCUGGUUUAAUGAAUGAUGGAACAAAAUCAGUCCUUUUAGGAGUGUGGAUGCUUCUUUUCACUGUAUUCGCUGCAAGAAAAUUCCAACAGCCCAUCAAGGACGACAUAGGUGACAAAUCUGUUUUCAUGUUCAAUGCGCUCCCUGAAGAGGAAAAGAAUGCUUUGAUUCAGAAGCUCGAGAGGCAAACUGAACAGAAGUUUGAGUAGACACGGUAGACAGUCCAGGUGCACCCAAUAGGUUAUCCAUGGAAGUUUGUAACUGAUGUAUAUGAUAGUCCCGAAAAUUUGGACAUGCAUCAAUACAUAGAUGAAGAUGAGAAAAUUGCAUUC